AAUGGAUUUUCAUAAUAAUCUUAGGAUGUAAAUUCUUUGUGAACAUCAUGUUUAUGUCUGACCAAAUCUGUGGUUUUGAAAGGACAAACAUAAAUUGUGUUUCUAUGUUUUUUAUCAUUAGGGUUCCUAACUAAUUUCUUCAAAUCCUCUGGGUUUACUAAAGUAAUUUGAAGUUACGACAAAGCCUCCAAAGAUCCUUUUCCGCAAGAACCAGUUGAACCCAUAACUCCAAUUAUUAAAGGCAACCCUAAUUUAGGAGGGAGUCCUCUUUCUUUAAUGGCUUAACCUGCCUUCUAUAAGGCUUCAUAAGCAUCUUUUUUAUUAUAAUAUUAGUAAGUUGGGCCGAUUUAUAGAAAUGGAGUGUUCAUGUCUCUUUUGA
Messenger RNA from Paramecium primaurelia, 379 nucleotides. The record is from the annotation of a GenBank genome assembly. Lineage: Eukaryota; Ciliophora; Oligohymenophorea; Peniculida; Parameciidae.